UUCAUGCAUAUAGGUUGCGUUGGCGAACAACAAACUAAGGCCAAGACCGAACCAAACGAGGGAAUUCCACAUUGUCAGCUGAACUUAGAUAGAACCAGAUCAGAAUUGGUGUUACUUCGAUCCAUGACAAACUAGAACCUUGCAGAUUUUCACCUGAGAAGUCCUGAUCAAAAUGCCUGGACGACGGGGCGUCUUUGACGCCAUCAUGACCAAGGAGGAUUAUAUGCAGCCAGAGCAGAAGGCUGUGCCGGUCAAGUUGGCUGAAUCCACGAUCAACGACCCAGACGAACUCAUCGAAUGCCCGUACGACAAAGUCCACAGGAUUCGUCUUGGCCGCUUUCCUAUGCAUCUCCUGAAGUGUAGAAAGAAUUAUACAGGGAAAGAAAUGUUCACCUGUCCAUUUAAUGCAUGCCAUCUAGUUCCAGCUCCCGAAGCAAGGCACCACGUUGCAAACUGUCCAGACAAGGCUUGUGUGGAGAAGGAAAUGAUGAGAGGGUAUGAUGCGAAUAAUACUUACUGCAAAGGCUACACCAAGAGUCCAACCUACAAGCGGACGGAGGAAUUCGGACACAAGCCCUCCGAAAACUGGGAUGAAGAGAUCCGAACAGACCAAUCCAGAGAAUACUGGGGCCCCGAAGAAGGAAGUAAUAGGGAGUACAAUCAUCUACCAAGAGCGAAAGGAAGGGGUGCUCCUCGAGCCGUCGGCCAAGACCGUUCCCAGGAGCCCGUCGAGAUGAGGUUACCGAGGCAACCAGCCCAAGCAGCCGCAGUAGCUCAACAGCGCCACCAGCAACUUCAACAGCAGCAGUAUGGCACCGUUCCUGCGGCCCCUGAACCCAAGGUCAAUGGCACAGCACCGGCACCUGUGCAACCGUCAGCUGUGGCUGGUCUAGGCAGAGGGCAGUUCAAAGGUCGUGUCAUGGCAGCCAAUCUAUGGGGUGCUCCCCCCCAACAGAACCAACAACCCUCAACCAAGCCGGGUGGACUGGCUCAAAGCUCCUGGGCAGUGCACCAAGCUUCCUCUGGGAACAGUAGCUCUGGUCCUCCUUCCCUAGAAGAUGACUUCCCUCCUCUUGGUGCACCUCAGCCAGCUCACAUCGGACUCGGGCGCGGUCUUGGACGCGGCAAGGUCCUCCAGGGAUAAAGGCUGCUCACUGGGAUACAAAACUUAUGCAUGAUCAGAUGACUAAAGUUGGUAUUUCAUGGGACACGUGAAUGAUUUGUAAAGGAUACGAAAAAAUAAAGUAAAAUUACAAAGUCCGACAUUCACAGUUCAUGCUGCAAAAGUUUGCCAGAACGUGUGCGUUGGUUAGGAAACUGUCAGUUGCUUGUUGAUGUUGUUUUCAGUUUGAAGCUUUUUUUUUUCUUGAAAGGAAAUACUACAUUUUGCAACAUUUUCUCUGCAAUCUGUUUCGAAAAACAUGUCUGAAAAGUAUUGUCAUAUGCACACGACCUUCGCAGCACAUAUGAAAUGCUUGCAAAGGAUUUGAAAAUCCCUUGUCGGGUCAUGAAAGAUUUAUGAAUGUCCCGCACCAGGCGUGAAGUUAGCCCUUCUAUUUACAAUGUUAUGUAGCUAGUGAUUCUUGGGACAUUGCUGUCGUCAGUGGUGCACACAACAUUUGCACUGAUGUUGAGGAACUUCCCUAAAAACUGCAAGAAUUGUUUUACGACUCAGUUGCUGUGAGAGAUUCAGAGAACACUUCUCUGAAUCUGGACUUAAAAUAAUUUUAACGAAGAAAAAACCACUAUCACACCAAAGUGAAAAACAUAAGGUAAUUGUUCUUUUGAUUUAUUGUCAAAUAUCAUUUUCAUCGUCAAAUGAGUGGUGAUUUUAAGAGUCAUUAUAAUUUUGAAAAUGGGUCAAGAUUAUUUUCCCCCAUUUAGAAGAAGGAUAUUGCAUCAGUACAUGUUUAGUUUUUCAAAUAAAAAGAUGACAUCAGUUCUUUUAUUGAUAAGUUGACUUUGGUAUUUUGUUGUCAGCUUGAGAGGUUUUAUGUUAGUAUCAUAUUUUCAUGCCAGAUUUGGGACUUUGUAGUUUGUUUUGUUUGUCAUGAUAUAUUCUUUUGAGUCACACGCAAUUCAAUCUUGUUUAUUGUUGGAUAAAAUUGUUCUUUCUGGACUCAGAUGAUAUAUAAAAGAAUAUGAACAGAAAGUGAAGCGGGUCAUAUAUUUCCUAACAUUUCUUUGUAUAUUUCUUUUCAAACAAUUUUUCAAAUGUGAUUUUAAGAGAGAUUCAUUGUUUAUUCUGAUGCUGAUUACGUUAUAGUUGUCAACAAAUUUUUGUUGUGUCAAUGCCAGUGGAAUUGAAGACAAUAAGGUCUAUAGUUGUGUUAACAGAAAAAUAAAAAGAGGGAUUUACAUGAUUCAGUUUUUUCUUUAUAUCUCGGUUAAUCUAACAAAUGAGUUUUUUCUUUUUUGGAAGGUUCCUUCAAAAUUAUCUCGCAGUAUAAGACGCUCUUUUUUUGUUAAAUCAAUUAUUCACAGUUUGCAACUUUGUUGUCUUUAAUCAGUUCAAGUGUGCUUGCAGCGUAUUCUUUGCUUGGAGGAUCAUUGUUUAUAACUUUAUCUAACUUACUAAAGCCACAUAGCUUGCUUUCAAUUAUAUUUCCACUGCCUUCCCUCAACAUUGAAACAUGUUACUAUGUAUGUUCACAUUUAUAAGCUAUCAUAAUUUCAUUAUUAUCAUUCAUUUAGCUUGUUUACCUUAAUAUGGAUCAUUAGCAUGUUUCAUGCUUGUUGCGGAUAUGUUUAUAAUGUAUUUAUGUUUGGUAUGUGUUUCUCAAAUAUUUCAUUUGAUCACAUCUAACUUAAUACAAAGAUGAACAUCUUUAUACUUUGGCCAUUUGAUAUCUUUGAUGUCUAGAGGGUAGAUUAAAGUCUGUAUUUGGCUUUGGAGAGGGUUGGUAAUGAGAACUAUAUUUGAAUAAUACCUUGCAUUCCCAUUCAGUAAAUACUGUUCCAUUUUAUCUUUUAUCAACACCGAUUCUCUGUGAAAAUACUCAAAUCACACAUAUAUAGUGACCCCUGUCAGCGGUAUUUUUGUUUUCUUUUAAAAGGGGAUUUAAAGCAUUCAUCUCACAAAUGUAGGGAUUGGAUUUUAUUUUUAAAAAACCUUCGGACAAAGAUUAUAUAUCCAGCAUUUUUCAGCCCAGUCUCUUCUUUAGAAUGGGUUUUUGAUCAAAUAGAAAAACCACCAUUAAACCCCAAACAAUCUUCAUAGGGCACCCAAUUGAAAUACAUUUUUCAUGUGACAUUGUAAAAUCACACAUAUAUAGUGACCCCUGUCAGCGGUAUUUUUGUUUUCUUUUAAAAGGGGACUUAAAGCAUUCAUCUCACAAAUGUAGGGAUUGGAUUUUAUUUUUAAAAUAAGCUUCGGACAAAGAUUAUAUAUCCAGCAUAUUUCAGCCCAGUCUCUUCUUUAGAAUGGGUUUUUAAUCAAAUAGAAAAACCACCAUAAAACCCCCAAAAAUCUUCAAAGGGCACCCGAUUAAAAUACAUUUUUUAUGUGACAUUGUAAAAUUUAUCCUGAAAAACACAUUUUCAUUCCUUAUCCUUCACAUCAUAAUCUUGUAAUGAAUUGCAAUAGUCAAAGCCUCAAACAUUUUGGGGGAUUUACCAAAGCUUAAAGACGGGCUUUGAUUUCAGCGAAAGAAGAGAAUUUGGCUUUUGAGUUUUGACAGUAUGAGUGGUAAAUACUCUACACUCGUGCGUAAAACUCUAGAAUAUUUGAAAGAUUUCAACAAAUGGAAAGUCAUUGACUAUCUUAAACAAGUGGAGAAUAAUUGAGCUUCCCCAAACAACAUCCCACCUUCCAGGAAUGCAGAUAUUUUUUUCAGGAGAAUUUGUAAUAAUAUGGAGGUACAAUAAAAAAAAUUUAAGGCAUUUUCUGUUUGAUGUAAAAAAAUUCUUUCAAGAUUACAAGAGAUGGUGGAAUAGUGAUUUUGAAUUGAUUGCUUGAUUAAUUUAUUUUCACAUUUCAUAAAAAGAACAUUACAAAAUAGUGCACAAGGUUAAAGUCAAAUCUAAUCAUUUGAGUAAUUGCCCUAAGUUAUUGAGUUUGUUUAUUUUGUGGGUGAAGUUAAUAUGCCUGUAGUGCUUAAUAUGAGAAACAGUAUUUCAGAUCACUCUAGCCUCGUAUACUCAUAUAUGAACGAAAUUGCUAAACAUUCAUUCCAUUAUUUUUUUCUUUAAUUAUUGUUGAGUUGUGUUGUAUAUAAGACAGUUAUUAAAUUGCUUUGAUUUAUUUUGAUAUCAUUGAUAUGUUUUUUGUUGGUAAUAUUUAAUCAUGUUCCCUUUGAGUAUAUUUUGUUUGGUAGUUAAUGAUAUCUUAUAGUGGCAUUCAUAGUAAGAUGGUAUUGAUUGGAGAUGUGUGUUGAGGGGUUUUAAAAUUGCACUUAGAUUUGGAGAGAAAAAAAAAUUCCUUUCAGUGAAAACAGAAAGUGAAAACAACUGCAUCUUCCUAGGAUCGAGUAUGGAUGCGUUAUUCAUUUUGAGAUAUUUUUAUUGAAGUAAAUGUAUGUCCGUCACUUUUUAAGAUGCACAACAGACUAUUGGAAAGGCAUGAUCUUGCAUAAAAUCUUGCACAAGUGUUGAUUUAAUAGUAUAAACCUUAAAUCAGUGAAAAGUAUGUGAAAAAAAAAACUCUUGCCAUUAGAUUUGUUCAACCUCUCUGCUUAGUGAUUGUCUUUCAUAGGUAUAGUAUAUUGACCUCUCAGGGUUAUAUGAUAAAGAAUGGUUUUGGUCUUGAGCAUAGUAUAAGUGCCAUUUUGAAAUCAUUUGCUGACUUCACAGUUCAACAAUGACUCUUCCUCUUUUACUGAAAAAUAAGCAGCCAAUACUUUUUUGUAUUACGUGACAUCUCGAUGAUGAUUUAAAAGGAUAAUUAUUAACUUGGGAUUUAAAAUCAGUCAUUAAUUAUAAGGGAAGUCCACUUAAAUGAUGAUAAUUGGCAUUUGUAUAAUGCAAUCUAUCUAAAAACAAUCUGUUCCAAGGCGCAUUGUUAUAAUAACCCCAGUUUUAGCUUGAGCUGCCUUUCAGCGCUUGUGCAUUAAAUUAAAUAGCAGAGCCCUGUAGCAUUUAAGGUUAGGUGUAUCUCACUUAGCGGUGAAUGCUUUUAUAUACGAUCGGUACAAAUUUUAGGAUUUGCCAACUUUUCUUUUGAGUGAUGCUAAUGAAUGUUUGUUUGUAAUAUCAAAGUCUAUUUGCGAACGCAUUUUUAUUGGUGUGUAGAUUUCAUGCAGGAGCCAUGUGAUUAUGUUAAUAUCAUUUGAAAUACAAAAGUUUUGCAAAUGGCAGCAAGUGGUGGUAGAAAAAUAGAUUGGCAAAGACAUUUUGAACGUUUCUUUGCAACAGGAAGAACUGCUUGCAGCAAUGAAAACUGUUUACCACAUUGCAACCUUUCACAAACCUUGUGCAACCUUUCAAAUUCUCUGCAUUUGCAAGCAUUGCUGCUGCGUCAGAUAUCCCGUGAAUGAUUGCCCAUAAGGACAAAUCCAACUUGCAUAAAACAGCAAUCAAGUGAGAAAUAUAAACUUGUCAUGUAUGCAAUUUAAUUAAUUAGGAACAUUAGGUAUUGGUUGAAAGCGCGGAAAAUUUUCUACAUAUGUUGUGUACACUGGGGAAAGAAAUUACUGUUUAAGAACUGCAGGCAUUUGAAAAGUAAACCUCAUUCAAAAUUCUUCAAAUAAGACAAUAUCUCUUGGACCGAAUGAGUUGAUACUUCCACUACACCAAUCUAAAGUCCGAUGUCAAGAACUAUGUUCAAGACUUUUAACCUAUCUAGACUUAGAAGUAUAGAAUGCAAUUUUAUGUGUGACAAUCAAAACUUGGGGAAAUAUGCAUAGUUGCCUGGUUUUUGUUUACUUUUUUAUCUUCUGUAAAUUGAUGUUUAUGAAAAUAUUGUAAGUUAUCAUAUCUAUGUGCAAAAUUUUUUACCUAAAAAUGGUACAUUUUACAUUGCUUAUGAUUGCAUGUUAAAAAAAAAAGAAGAAAAGAUGUCCUAUAUGUAGGCAGUUUCAGCUGAAUUAAAUUUUUUUCAUGUUUGUAGCAAAAUUGUAAA
Lytechinus variegatus (green sea urchin) is the source of this 6058-nucleotide messenger RNA. RefSeq lists its product as uncharacterized. The transcript is spliced from 8 exons. The record is from RefSeq and is a predicted model, not a curated record. Lineage: Eukaryota; Metazoa; Echinodermata; Echinoidea; Temnopleuroida; Toxopneustidae. The coding region runs from base 173 to 1144 and encodes 323 amino acids.